Haliotis rubra (blacklip abalone) is the source of this 1749-nucleotide messenger RNA. Its product is annotated as V-type proton ATPase subunit F-like. Gene Ontology annotation, biological process: proton transmembrane transport. Bases 34 to 402 code for a protein of 122 amino acids. The record is from RefSeq and is a predicted model, not a curated record. The transcript has 5 exons. Gene Ontology annotation, cellular component: proton-transporting V-type ATPase, V1 domain; membrane. Lineage: Eukaryota; Metazoa; Mollusca; Gastropoda; Lepetellida; Haliotidae. Gene Ontology annotation, molecular function: proton-transporting ATPase activity, rotational mechanism.
UUUCAAUUGGUCACAUGAUUGCACUUGUUCAAGAUGGCGAUAUCAGCAGCAAGGGGACGGCUGAUAGCUGUCAUUGGCGAUGAGGACACCUGCACUGGUUUUGUGUUGGGCGGAAUUGGGGAAAUGAACAAACACAGACACCCUAAUUUCCUUAUUGUUGACAAGAACACAAGUGUCACAGAGAUAGAGGAUGUAUUCCGGUCUUUCUUGAAGCGGGAUGACAUUGCCAUCAUUCUCAUCAACCAAACUGUUGCGGAGAUGAUUCGUCAUGUGAUUGACUCUCAUCUUGAACCCAUUCCUGCUGUGCUGGAGAUUCCCAGCAAGGAUGCACCAUAUGAUGCUUCAAAAGAUUCCAUUUUGCGACGUGCCAAGGGCAUGUUCUCUGCAGAGGACUUGCGGUAGAAGAUCUUACUGGAGUACAGUGCUCAAUGUGAUGUAGGCUGGCCUACCUCCAGUCCCAUGGAGUCAACCCCGUGUUGAGGGACACAGUCAAUAUAUAUUAGCAGAGGACACAGUGUGCAGGGAGCAGACAACAAGAAUCAAAUUUGAUAAAUAAUUCUUUGUAACUCUAGAGCCUUAAAAAUUUGUUUCUUUUUUUUGUUACUAGUCCAGUUUGUAGCUGGUCCGGCUUGAAUGAGACGGUUCUAAGUAUUUUCUAUGUUCACAUAUUUUGUCAGUUUAAUUUCGUUCAUUUUGUAGCAAAACUGAAACUGGUGCAGAAUUGUGCUCAAAUGCCAUGAGUCAAUAAGGACCACCAUCACUGGGCUUCUGAUGUCCUCAGUACAAUUGUUUUGUCUCAGGCUGGAGGGAUUCCAUCAAUUUCAAAGGCUGCUCCAUCAGUUAUCAGGUUUAAAAUGUUUAAUAAAUGAAGAUAAUAUUGACUUUUUGUCAGAGUGGAUUUCAAUUUAUGAUUGUUCAAACCUUAUAUGACAUUAUGACUUGAUGUUAUAAAGUGAAGUUUAAGAUGCCUGUCUAUAAUUGUCAUUGAAGUGAACAUGACAUGACAUGACAUGACAUGAACUUAAAAGCUGAUCGUAGUCUGAAUCUCUCUCUGCACACAUGCUUUGGUAUUGGGUAUUCUAUGAUUUCGAAAUCAUUCUUAUAUCUUCUUGUAAUGUAAUCAAAACUAGAUUGUAGAAUUUUUUUCCCGUUUUCAGCCAUAACGUUAAAAUAUUUGUAAGUCUUCGCCAUGAUUUAAAUUGUCGCCCAAUUUUUCUUUAGUCCAACUUAUUUUCAGAAUGCCUUUUCAUUUUCUACUGAUUCACACAGAAGCGAAUCAUUUUUUUUGCUUCAUUUCAUUUUAGGGGAUUGUUAUAUAUUUCUGCAAGCUAUAAAAUGAUCUCAUGAGACCAAUGAACACUAUCUGAUGUCGAGUUUCACUGUUUUCAUGUCACAUGUCUGAGUUGGUUAAUAAUAGGUGUUACUACCUAUGUAUCAACAGAAACACCGAUAUCUAGUCAACACAUUAUUAAUGAAUUGCUUGUGUUACUUGUGAAAACAAGGGAGGUAACUAAUGUGUUCACGUCAUAGCACUAAAGGGAAGUAACUGUUACACCCAGUAACUCUGAAACAAGGCUCUCACAGUGUCAGAUAGCUGUCAGAGUUAUCAUAUCUUUGUUGUUUACAGGUUGUUUCAGCUAGUUACACAGGAGGGUUGGCUGCUCUUUGCUAUAAGUAUUUGUUUGUCUUCAUGUUAUUUGAAUAAGAAAUAGAUAUUGGAACUAAACUAAUAAAAUAGACCAGUAUUAA